ACUCUCUCUCAUCGCUAGUUGCGGCGACUCUCACACAUCAAACAGUCGCAUUCCGAAGGAAAGCAAAUUUUUCUGAUCUCGUCUUUCAGUCAAACGAAAUAGUGUCGACAAAAUUGAGCGACACAUAUUGCACAGACAUAUAUGUACAAAGGCUAUCAGACUAAGUCACCGUGAAAAGAAAGUUAGUCAUUAUACACAGCGAUAGAGAAAAGAAAAUCGACAACAAGAAAAACAAAUUAAAUAUUUACAGGUCAUGAGCGUUCGGCCAAACUAGACGAUAGAGCAUCGCGGAUAGAAAGAGGUUGAAAACCGGCAGAAUAAAUCGUUUAACGAUAUAUCAAAAAGUGAAAUCAAGCGAACGAACGACAACGGAAACGACAACAAAGACAACAUUAAAAUUAACGAAGUUCCAAUCAAAAGAAAGCGGCUCACCAAACACAAUACAAAGUGUUUCCGCUACAGCAGUGUGAUUUUUUUGGUUUUUCGCGACCAGCGAAUCAAACGGUUAUAGCAACAACAUCAGCAUCUGAAAAAGCAAUCACCGCUACCACCACCAACAACAACAGAAUGGCAGUCCCAACAGCUUGUACACGUUUCUCGGAUAAUUAUGAUAUCAAAGAAGAAUUGGGAAAAGGAGCAUUUUCAAUUGUAAAAAGAUGUGUACAAAAAUCCACUGGCCUAGAAUUCGCUGCAAAAAUUAUAAAUACAAAAAAGCUCACCACUAGAGAUUUCCAAAAGUUGGAGCGAGAAGCGCGAAUAUGCAGAAAAUUGCAGCAUCCCAACAUUGUACGACUUCAUGAUAGCAUACAAGAAGAAAACUUCCACUAUCUUGUAUUUGAUUUAGUAACUGGUGGUGAACUUUUCGAGGACAUUGUAGCUCGUGAAUUUUAUUCGGAAGCCGAUGCAUCGCAUUGCAUUCAACAGAUUCUUGAAUCAGUGAACCAUUGUCAUCAAAAUGGUGUGGUGCAUCGUGAUUUAAAGCCAGAAAAUCUAUUGUUGGCAAGCAAACUGAAAGGUGCCGCCGUUAAAUUGGCCGAUUUUGGAUUGGCUAUUGAAGUGAUGGGCGAUCAACAAGCAUGGUUCGGUUUUGCUGGCACGCCUGGAUAUUUAUCACCAGAGGUAUUGAAAAAAGAACCAUACGGACGUGCCGUUGAUAUAUGGGCGUGUGGUGUGAUUCUUUACAUUUUAUUGGUUGGAUACCCACCAUUUUGGGAUGAAGAUCAACAUCGACUGUAUUCACAGAUCAAAGCCGGUGCAUAUGAUUAUCCAUCGCCUGAAUGGGACACAGUUACACCAGAAGCAAAGAAUCUCAUCAAUCAAAUGCUUACCGUCAAUCCAUUCAAACGUAUUACAGCUGCCGAAGCACUAAAACACCCCUGGAUUUAUCAAAGAGAACGUGUUGCAUCAAUGGUUCAUAGACAAGAAACGGUGGAUUGCUUGAAGAAAUUCAAUGCACGUCGAAAACUAAAAGGUGCCAUCCUGACAACAAUGCUGGUUUCGAGAAACUUUAACAGCAAAAAUUUAAUGUCGAAAAAAAGCGAUGGAAGUCAGAGUGUCAAGGAGUCGACGGACUCAAGUGCAACAAUGGAUGAGGAUGAUUCAAAAGACGACAAAAAGGGUGGCGUUGACCGUAGCACAACCGUUAUUGCCAAAGAGCCAGAAGCUGAUGUUUGGAUUGCAUUGCCUACAAGUAAACCAAGUCAUCAAUUAUCCACAAACUCCCAAUGCUCAGCUCGUCGUCAGGAAAUUAUCAAAAUGACCGAACUACUUAUUGAGGCUAUAAACAAUAGCGAUUUUGAUGCUUACACAAAAAUUUGUGAUCCACAUUUAACUGCAUUUGAAACGGAAACAUUGGGCAAUUUGGUUGAGGGAAUGGACUUUCAUAGAUUUUAUUUCGAAAAUGUCGUUGGAAAAAACUGUAAGGCUAUAAAUACAACCAUUCUAAAUCCGCAUGUUCAUUUGCUUGGCGAAGAUGCCGCCUGUAUUGCAUAUGUUCGAUUGACCCAGUACAUUGACAAAGACGGCCAGUCGCAUACACAUCAAUCGGAAGAGACGCGUGUAUGGCACAAGCGUGAUAAUAAAUGGCAAAAUGUUCAUUUUCAUCGAAGUACAACUGGACAUGUAAGCGGCACAACAUCGUUUGGAUUCGCCCCUCAAAACCGUAAAUAAUUGAAUGCAAAUCUUAACUUAACAACAACAACAAAAACAACAACAAUAGUAAUGCCGCAAAUACCCCAGCCACGCCAUCAAAUCAAUUCAUCAAAUUACGAACAAACAAAAAUUAAUAUGAUAACCACUGGGAUUUGAAAAUCCUCAGAGCUGAGGUAUAGCGAUACGUCAUCGUUGCAUUUACUGGAUUAAUAGCAAAAACCAAAACAAAAAAACCUUCAUCUUGGAACAUAAAUUUAUUGCCAAUUUCAUUACUGGAACAAUUUGCUGUCUUACAGAAUAAAAAAAGUGUUAACAUUUUUUCCCGAUUUAUAUUCAAUCAGCUCAAAGCAUAAUUUUGAGCAAUAAACGACCAUUUCUUUUUUGUAUUCAUUCUGUUUGAAUGGAAUAUUUAAUGAAUAUGUAGCAUUUGGUUGAGUAUCGCUCACAUCAGAGCCGAAAUGAAUAAAUAUGGAUAUAUACAGACGAAAAAUAACUGAAAAAAAGCAAAAUGAACUUCUAUUUGCUGAGACGCCUGGGAAUGUAUGCAGAUGUUACUAGUUAUGGGUAUAUGAAAAUUUUCAAUUUUGAAAUUGAUUGAAUGAAAAACCAAAAAAAAAAAAAAACGAUUUUGUUUGCAUUAAAAGACAACACCUUACCUUACUCCCCAUCUCCAAAAAGAGUAAUUGUACCCCUGUGAAAAAUGCCAUUGAAUAAGUAAUUUGAAUACAAUUCAUACAAAUUUAUUAUAAUAAGCCACGAAACGGCUAACUAGAUAGAUAGUCGCCUAUGCACAAAUUGCUCUUUGUAAUGCAAACGAAGUCUUAAAAUUACCUAAUUCGUCUUCAUAUCGGUCAAUUUCAAAUUGACACAUAUAUUAUAUAUCGAUUUUCGAUACCAAUCCAGUUAAUCGAGCUCAUUUUGACAUCUCCAACCAAUAGAUAUAUUAACAUGCAAAUGAAACCACCUAAAUGUCUACAAUAUAACCUAAUACCCUUUUCUCUCCCUUUUUAUUAACGAUAUAUUUGAUGAUGAAAGUGCUAAAAAAACCAUUAAUCACACAAACAAACGUGUAACGGUUUGUAAUUGAUACAUUUUCAAAAGAUUGAGAAAAAAAUACACGUUUUUUUGUGUGUGUCUCCGAAGUGAGAAAAAUGCGAAACUUUUUUGAUGUUAUAACUAAAUGAAAAUAUAAUCAUGACGUAAGAACUAAGUAUUCUAUAUGUGACGACUUCUCUCAAGGUAAUUAGACGAUGAAGAUCAACCAUCUAUUAAACCGCAUUAUAUAUAUAAGUUGGAAGCAAACAAAUUGAUGAAAUGCAAAUAAACAACAUAAAUGAAGAAAAAAAAACAUACAAUACAUGGAAUUACUCGUAAAUGUAUAAAAUAAACAUAUGGCUUGUUAGGUAUAAAUUUUGAUCAGAACGUUUUCUAGAACAAGUAAAUUUCGAUAAAAAAAAUAUUCAUUUUGCGGGAAUGAUUUUCUCUCGUUAAAUCUUCCUGUAAAUAAUAUUAAAGGUAAAAUGAAGUGAAGAACAAAAAAAAAAGAAAAAAAAAACAUUGAUAAAAGAACUGUUAUUAAAAUGAAAAGGAAGAAUUAUAAGAAGAUUUGAAAUGGAAGGAGAUUUGCGACAAAAUUAAAAGAGUGUCAAAAGCGGCCUACUUUACGAUUUCGAUCAAACGCAUCGCCGAAAGAAAUGUCAUUUAUACGGCCACUAAAAGAAAUUCUAAAAAUAAUCCACUUUUUUGACAAAAAUUCCUUCCAACAACUUGCGAACAUACACACAAACAAACACAUGAUUCCGGCGUCUCUUUUUUCUACAUUUCGACGCAAAAAUAAUGAUACGACAUCUGAAUGAAUUCUUUAACCCGUUAAAAUAUUUUGAAGGAAACGAACAAAAAAAAACAAUCUCUUUUGUCAUAGAUAAAACAAACAAGUGUAGAGCAAAAGAAAACUCUACAAAACUUUGCCUUUCUUGCCUUUUAUUGCGUUCUAUAUUUUAUAUUCCGCAUUGUGGAAUUAAUUAAUCUCAAGGGAAAUCAACUGCUGCUUAAAGCACUUGUUAAAGCAGCAUCGAUUCGAUGGGAGACAACCAACAAUCACAAUGAAAACACAAAAUGAAGAUGUAAACGAAGAAAAACAAUAUAAUGAAAAAGAUGAACGACAACAUGCUUUGGCUUUGAAUACAUAAAGUAGUUUUGACUCUCUCGCUUAUUAAAUUUUUGAAAAAUUUCGAAUAAAAAAUUAAAUUCAACCACUUACACAUGCCAAUCAAUAUCUCCUUUUCUCAAAUGGGUUUCGAUUUCAAGCCUUUUGCAUUUAAGUAGCAAAUACGAUGAAAAACAAAACGCAAACCAGCAAAAUAUUUACUGUUGAAACAAUCUUAUAACCUAUUAUUCUAUUUAUUUAGCCUUUUUUCUCUCCUCGACGACUCAAUCCAAAAUAACAACAACACUAUUUUGUUUUGCCAAUAUAUGAAUGACAAGACAUUGGCCGUCGGCCAACAUUCUCGUCACCAUAAAUAUAUUAAAUAUGAACGUGUUUGCAGAAGAGGAACAUAUACACACAUGAGUUAUAAAAUAACUGAGCUGUACAAUUUUCUCGGUAGAUAUUUAAAAAAAAAUGAUAAUGUUAAACAAAAAAAAAAACAUAAAUGAUGCAGGUUUAACGGGUUCGAAACUGAAUUUAACAAAGAACAAAAAAAACUGAAAUGAAACAUCACCUAGUUAGCAUUUUAUUACUUCUUUUAAGUGUGCCCAUUUGCGGCAUUCAAAAAAAAAAAAAAAAAGAUUCAUGUUAUGCAAUUUGAUGCAAAUUAAA
Messenger RNA from Contarinia nasturtii (swede midge), 4969 nucleotides. RefSeq names its product calcium/calmodulin-dependent protein kinase type II alpha chain-like. The record is from RefSeq and is a predicted model, not a curated record. Gene Ontology annotation, biological process: protein phosphorylation. Gene Ontology annotation, molecular function: calcium/calmodulin-dependent protein kinase activity; ATP binding; calmodulin binding. Gene Ontology annotation, cellular component: cytoplasm; neuron projection. The transcript has 14 exons. Lineage: Eukaryota; Metazoa; Arthropoda; Insecta; Diptera; Cecidomyiidae. Bases 568 to 2169 code for a protein of 533 amino acids.